AUGCCUCAGGUCUUCAGGAGAAGCAUUGCUCUAGUGGAGUACCCGGAUCUGGCAAAGUACCACCCCAAGCCAGACUUCGAGAUCCGCUACUUAAACAAGAAGGCUCCCAAGAAAAGCAAGAAAGCCCGUGCUGCCGAUGCAGAAGCAGAUGGUCCUGAAGACAAAGACCGACCCGUCCCUUUGGCCGAUGACAUUGCAGCUGUGGACAACAAGGGGCUGGCUUUGAUGCUGCCUGCAUCUGCCGAUGUCGGACGAGAAGCAGUGCUGCCUGAGUGGCCACACGAUGCCCAGCCUGCCUUUGGGCAAUCUUUCUCAAGCUCAUCUUCGCAGCUGUGCUUGGACAAUGAGGUUGCUGAGCCCGAGCCAAAGACCUCCAAUCCCAGAGUUCUUCUACGAGGCCUCGGCUCGGAGGCAGUUGCAGGGGCUUCGCCGGAGAUGGAUGCAUACAGCCGGCACAUAGAGCUGACGAAGACUUUGGUUCAGCAGGCUGCUCAAGAGCUUAAAGUGACUGCGAGUGAGCCGCUCACACGUGCUAUGCAGAAGUCGGUGUCCGAUGCUGCCAAGAGGCACUGGGCCAAGCGGCCUGCAGGAGAUGUCGAUUCAGAAGCAGCUGUGCCUGCUUCCAGGAACAGAGGCCGGGGAAAUGGCCGUGGAAGUGGUCGGGGAAAUGCCCGUGGAAAGGGUGGUCGGGGCAAGGGUCGGGGAAAGGGUGGUCGGGGCACUGGGCGGGGAAAGGGCAGGGGAAAGGGCGGUGGCAAGGCUCCGGGAAGGACCGGUGCUAAUCUACGCCGAUCUCUUUCCCGAUCUCUUUCUAUGAAACCCAAGGCGAGAGCUGCUGCUAAGCCGAAGGCAAGUGCAAAAACAAAGGCAAAGAAAAACCUUGCAGAGGCCGAGGUUCCAGCAUCGUUCGAGCACCCGGUGGACAGGCUUAAUGCAGAGCUUCGAGCUUUGGAACACGACAAAGGCCAAGAGUUCGACGCCAGCAGGAAUGUGUGGGGCAGGGUCUCGGAUGACCUGAGAUCGAAGCUUCGGCCUUUGGUGUACAAGCUAGAGCAAGGUUAUCAAGGGAUCCAGUGCCUCUACCAGGUCCGUCUUCUGCAGUCGCAUCCAGAGUGGAAUGCCGUGGAUCCCAACUUCCGUCGGGAGUACGAAAAGCUCCUGCACCAGUGGGACUGA
Messenger RNA from Symbiodinium necroappetens, 1176 nucleotides. NCBI's taxonomy places the organism in Eukaryota, Dinophyceae, Suessiales, Symbiodiniaceae. The record is from the annotation of a GenBank genome assembly.